This is a messenger RNA of Sinocyclocheilus grahami, 4459 nucleotides long. RefSeq names its product E3 ubiquitin-protein ligase UBR1-like. The transcript has 41 exons. The coding region runs from base 8 to 4459 and encodes 1483 amino acids. Gene Ontology annotation, cellular component: ubiquitin ligase complex; cytoplasm. NCBI's taxonomy places the organism in Eukaryota, Metazoa, Chordata, Actinopteri, Cypriniformes, Cyprinidae. The record is from RefSeq and is a predicted model, not a curated record. Gene Ontology annotation, biological process: ubiquitin-dependent protein catabolic process via the N-end rule pathway; protein ubiquitination. Gene Ontology annotation, molecular function: ubiquitin protein ligase activity.
GUGUGUGAUGGAUCCAGGCCUUCGGGAAAGGGCUCAGAUGCUGUUCCACCUGCUGCUGCGGUACACAACAGACAUGCUGGUUUGGGAAGAUACCAAUGAACUAUCAGAGGAGCUGAAGCCAAAAGUGAUGGAAGACACCUACUUCUGUGUGCUCUACAACGAUGAGCAUCACUCGUAUGACCACGUCAUCUACACACUUCAGCGCGCGAUUGCCUGUGACCAGAAUCAGGCCCAAAUCUACACUGCACUUAUUGACAAGGAAGGGCGGAAAGCAGUGAAGAGAGGUACUCUCCGAUCCUGCCAGCAAGCUAAGGACAAUAUCAGGCGUAACUCGGAGCACAUUAUCCAGAAACCUUUGCGGGUGGAGAUUCUUCACUCUGCUGUAAUGGCUCAUCAGAACUUCGCCCUCAGACUUGGCGCAUGGUUCCAAAAGAUCAUUGGCUACUCAGUUGGCCUCAGGGAGGUGUUCUGCCAGGUGGCUUUGGAGCCGGCCUCUGACAACAAUAAACCCUGCCUGAUCAGUCAACUCAUGCUGCACGACGCCAAACUAUAUAAAGGAGCCCGCAAGGUUGUGCACGAGUUAAUUUUUAGUAGUUUACUGAUGGACACAGAAUACAAGAGGCAGUUUGCCAUGAAAUUCACAGAGCUCUACAAGCAACUUCAGGAAGACUUUAUCUGUGAUGACCAUCAAAGGAACAUCUCAGUCACAGCCUUGUCUGUGCAAAUCUUCACUGUUCCCACUUUGGCCAGGCAGUUGAUAGAGGAGGGCAGCGUCAUCAAGGUCAUUAUAGACACUGUAAUGGAUAUGAUGAGGGAACAUCUGGACAGCAACCAACGCUUCCACUUCCAGGGCCACAACCCCGACAAGUUCUUCCGGGUUCAAGUUAUCUUCCAUGACCUCAGGUACAUUCUAAUCAGUAAGCCCUCUGUUUGGACUGAGACGUUGAGGGAGAAGUUCCUUGAAGGUUUACGUGUCUUUCUUCGCUUCUUAUGUUGUAUGCAGGGGAUGGAGGAGGUGAAGAGGCAGCUUGGUCAGCAUGUUGAGGUGGAGCCCGAGUGGGAGGCUGGAUUUAGCCUCCAGAUGCAGCUACGCCAUAUUCUCGCCAUGUUUCAGGACUGGUGUUCUUCUGACGAGAGGGUUCUGUUGUUGGCCUUUCAGGAGUGUCACAGAGCUCUAAUGUCCUGCACCAACCAGCCCUUCUGCAGCGAGCCAACAGACAGCUACAUGUGCAAGCAGAUCCUCCACGCACGGCCGUAUAAAGUCUCCCAGGAGCCCGUCUCCAUCCAUCUGCCCAUCUCCAGACUCCUGGCCGGUUUAUAUGUGCUGUUGUGCCAGUCUGGAGCAAUCCAAUACCUCCCUGACUUUGUGGAUACUGUGCAGCUGAACUUCACUGAGCUGGCGGAGCAGCCUCUGCGCUGUGUUGUGCUGGCGGCUCAGGUGUGUGCUGACAUGUGGCGCAGAAACGGCCUGUCGCUCAUCAGCCAGGUGUAUUACUAUCAGGAUCUUAAGUGCAGGGAUGAAAUGUUUGAUAAGGAUAUUAUCAUGUUGCAGAUUGCUGCUUCCAAAAUGGACCCCAAUCAUUUCCUCAUGCUUGUUCUUCAGAGAUUUGAACUUUUUGAUAUUUUUAAUGGCAACUCCUCCAGUAAAGAUCAGGAGGUACUGAAACAGUGGAAUAGGUUAACAGAAGAGAUGCUUUACCUGAUUAUCAUCAUUGUAGGUGAACGGUAUGUACCUGGAAUCAGUCAUGUGACUAACGAGGAUGUGACUAUGAGGGAGGUCAUCCAUCUGCUUUGUAUUCAAGCCAUGGCUCAUAGCAGCCUGGUUAAAAGCCUGCCUGAAAAUGAAAGCCAUGAAACAUGGCUUGAAACGGUCAUCUCUAAGGUUGCUGUUUUCAAGAAACCAGGAGUGUCAGGCCAUGGCUUGUAUGAACUGAAGAAGGAAUGUCUGAAAGAGUUUAACCCCUUCUUCUAUCAUUACUCCAGACCUCAACAUAGUAAGGCAGAAGAGGCUCAGAAGAAGAGGAGGACCCAAGAGGGCAGUGAUAAAGCCCUCCGUCCCCCAGUGCCCCCUCCCUUCUGUCCAGGAUUCUCAAACAUAGUGUAUCUGCUCUGCUGUGACAUCUUCAUCCAUAUUCUGAGGAGAAUCUUCCAAAAAGCAGUGGAGGACCGUUCCAGCCGAUGGACUGAACCCAUGAUCCAGAGGGCACUGCACCUUGUAGGCCAGGCUCUACUGGAGGAAAAAACACAGUUGGAAAGCAACAGUACUGAGGAAGUGUCUUUUGACUUUAGUCUGAAAGCUCAAAAAACUGGUUCUGAACAUGGCAAAUCUUUGUUCCACUUCCUGACCAAAAUAAAGUCGUUACCUUCUUUGAAUUCUCAGAAUGACAUGAUCACAUGGAACUUACAGAUGUUUGAGGUGGUGAAGUGUCUUCGGGAGAAAUCCGGUCCGGUAACUUCAUUUUCUGUGGAUCACAGCAAGUUGGAGGAGAGUUUUCAGGAUAAGGAGAAAGCCGAGCGGAAGAGGAAGGCUGAGGCUGCUAAAGCCCACAGGCAGAAGAUCAUGGCUCAGAUGUCGACCAUGCAGAAGAACUUCAUAGAGUCCAACAAGAUGCUUUAUGACAACGUGCCUGAGAGCUUGAGUCAGAGCGACACCGCUGCGUCUGUGGAGAGCUUCGAUGUGGAUGAGAGCAGAGUGGCUGUGGGCCCUCAGCAGGGCGUUUGUUCCACAGACUGGGGGGCUCAGAUCUGCAUCUUGUGUCAGGAGGAGCAGGAAGUUCAGGCUCAGGCACCAGCCAUGGUCCUCACAGCAUGUGUUCAGAGAUCUACUGUUCUUACACAGGACCGUGGAAAGACACUCUCCCCUAAAGUAGGCUGCUAUCCCCUGUUCAUGCCCCCAGAUCUGGCUGUGGGAACACACACUGGCAGCUGUGGACAUGUGAUGCACGCCACCUGCUGGCAAAAGUACUUUGAAGCUGUGCAGAACACCACUCGGAAUCGGCUGCAUGCAGACCUGAUCAUAGACCUGGAGAACGGCGAGUUCAUGUGUCCACUCUGCAAGUCCCUCUGUAACACGGUCAUUCCUCUGAUCCCUGUGGAGCCCAGCAAGCUCAACUAUGAGAGUGCCGAGUUAGUUGGUCAGCAUCUCACUCUCGAGCGCUGGAUUCAGAUCAUGUCUUCUCGAAUCAGAGGACUGAGAGGUACAUGGGAAACAGACAAUAACAGUGAGGAAGCGGCGGAGGAAGCAAUGGUACUUUUUGAUGAGAGUCAAGCUGAUUUCAGAUCCAUUCUCAGUUUUGGAGUUCAAGAGCCGCCGAAGUUCUCUCGCAGUAUCACAGAGAUGUUGGGGGUCUGUGCGACCACAGUGCACAGGGUGGGAUUGCAGACCGCUCCCAAUGACCUGUGCCCGUACGUGCCUGUCAUGUCAUGGAACACGUGUGCCUACACCAUCCAGGCCAUCGAGAGCAUGUUACAGGAAGAAGGGAAGGCUCUUUUUGGAUCUCUCCAGAACAGACAGCUCUCUGGACUCAAAGCAUUAGUGCAGUUUUCAGCUUCUCAGAGGCUGAAGAGCAGACAAGCAGUCAUACAGAAGCAUUUUGCUGAUAUGUUAGCAGUCCUGGUACCUGUUCCUACUGUAGAAAACGCACCAUCAAUAUUAGAAGUGGACUUCUUUCAUCUACUGGUGGGACUGGUUCUGUCCAUCCCAGCGUUGUAUCAGGAAGAGGCUGUAGACCUGCAGCCUUCAGCAGUCAGCACAGCGUUCAAUCACCUCUACCUUCUGCACCUGGUCACUAUGGGUCACAUGCUGCAGAUCCUGCUGGCUUCACACGAUUGUGCUGUAAUAAGAGGGCCAGAGGAGGGCGAUGAGGCCCAGGCUGCAGCUGAACUCUUCUCUAUUGUGUCUCAACACACAGAUGGGUUGAGAGCUGGUGUGUCUGGUUUCAGUGUAGAGAGUGUAAAGAGAGGUGUUCUUCCCUUCCUGCGCUGUGCUGCACUGUUCUUUAAUUGCCUUACAGGAGUCCCCCCUCCAGAGGAGCUGUCCGAAUCACCUGAAAGUCAGCUGCCUCUGCUGUGUAGUUACCUCUCCUUGCCCUCCAACCUGUUUCAACUGUUUCAGGACCACAGGGAUGUUGUAACCACCUUAAUAAAGAGGUGGUGUGGGGAUGCAGCCAUAUCCAAAGCCCUCAAAGGUGAAAUGCAAAUCAUCAGGUAUCCUCGUAAGAGAAACAGGCUAAUAGAUCUUCCAGAGGACUAUAGUGUGUUGCUCAACCAAGCUAGUCACUUCAAAUGCCCAAACUCAUCAGAUGACGAGCGAAAGCACCCGACCCUGUGUCUGCUGUGCGGGGUCAUGCUGUGUGCGCAGAGCCCCUGCUGUCAGCAGCAGCUGAACGGGGAGGAAGUGGGAGCGUGCACGGUUCACGCCACCAUCUGUGGGGCAGGAGUGGGAAUGUUUCUCAGGUGA